Exophiala xenobiotica is the source of this 2552-nucleotide messenger RNA. RefSeq lists its product as hypothetical. The transcript is spliced from 6 exons. Gene Ontology annotation, molecular function: transmembrane transporter activity. Lineage: Eukaryota; Fungi; Ascomycota; Eurotiomycetes; Chaetothyriales; Herpotrichiellaceae. Gene Ontology annotation, biological process: transmembrane transport. Bases 1052 to 2365 code for a protein of 437 amino acids. Gene Ontology annotation, cellular component: membrane. The record is from RefSeq and is a predicted model, not a curated record.
UCUGAUUGCCCUGCAGUGCCAACCUCGAGGAGACUCUGCGCUAGUGCCAAGCCUGCCAGACUCCAAUAAAAGAGUGGUGCCAAUCGUAGAGCUCUUUGUAUAUCGAUCCGAGAGUCUCAGCGGUGCCCCAAUUGGCCAAGAGAGCCAUCAUCCGAGAGCCUGAGAGCUCUUGUCACACAGAAGGCGCCGUGGCUGCCUUCGGCGCGUUCGUUGGCUUUCCUGUGCUAGUGACAGCAGCCGGGAUGCCGAUAAUUCGAGUCUUCCUGCAAGGACGAUCGCCCUGGAAUGGAAUCGACUUCCAGCAUCACUAUCGUCUGAGGUGAAGCAUAAGUGUGGAGGUCUAGCUGGGGGCUCGGACUCUUUACCUUUGCCUCAAUGAAGCAAGGGUGUUCAAGGUUCUCAUAACCCCUGGUUCUUUGGCUUGCAUUGAUCACUUAUAGCGUCUUAAAAUUGUCGAAACCCCUCGCUUAGUGUUGAGCCCUUUGAAUGAGCAGUAGCCAGUCAAGAGCUGCGGCAUCGAACGCCACAUGGCCCUGGGAUCGACACAUGGCAGCAAGCUUUCCUGUCUUCAGUUCUGACCAUCUAAUUCUUUUUAAUCCCGCAGAGAAUCAGUGUAAGGUCACUUUCACAUAUUGGUCCUUUAGCGAGCACAGCGUUUUUGCUUCUCGAAGCUCUUCUUCCAUUGCGCAUAUCGUUAUCCUCAGGCCUCUACCGGCUAUCACUGUCGCAUACCCAACAUGGCACAGCCCAAAGAAACCGCCGUACUCACCUCCCAGGUUGACCUGGAGGUCGUCAACCAGAAUCUGUCUGCAGAGAAAAAAGGCACGCAUGAUGACCAGAGGGACAUGUUCCGCAUGGGCAAGGCUCAGCAGUUGAGACGAAAUUUCCGGUUCCUCUCCAUUUUUGGCUUUUCCAUGAUCCUUAUGGCCAGCUGGGAGACAAUGCUUGGGUCAGUCAUCUUGCAGUAGUAAAAUCGAGGAGUCUGUUUUGAUACCUGAUUAGGACAUCCAUAAUCGGUCUCAUUAAUGGUGGAACAGCUGGGCUGAUAUGGAUGUACCUUGUCGCAUGGAUUGGUUUUCUCGCCGUGAACACCUCCAUGGCCGAGAUGGCUUCAAUGGCUCCAACUUCAGGCGGGCAGUAUCACUGGGUAUCCGAGUUCGCACCCAGGAAGUACCAAAAGUUUAUGAGCUUCAUCGUCGGAUGGCUGUGUGUGCUGGGCUGGCAAACUGGUGCAGCCAAUACUGCCUUUUUGGCCGGCACGCAAAUCCAGGGACUCGCGAUUUUGAACUAUCCAGACUACGUUCCCGAACGGUGGCACGGGACACUGUUGACAUUCGCGGUCGCUUCCUUCUCCGUCAUCUUCAACACUUUCCUCGUCAAGAAACUGCCGCUGGUGGAAGGCAUUGUGCUGAUCGUCCACAUCUUCGGCUUCUUUGGCGUAUUGAUCACUCUCUGGGUCCUCGGCCCUCGAGCUAGUGCUCACGACGUCUUCACCCAGUUCAACAACUAUGGCGGUUGGAGCAGCAACGGUCUGUCUGCAGUCGUGGGUGUCCUGGCAGUCAUGAUUCCACUGCUGGGUGCAGAUGGUGCCGUACACAUGUCCGAAGAACUCCGAGAUGCGUCGAGAGUGCUACCACAGAGCAUGAUCGCCACCACGGUCCUCAACGGAGCAAUGGGUUGGAUCAUUCUAAUCACGUUCUGCUCCGUUCUAGGUAACCUCGACGACGUCAUUUCUUCGCCUACCGGACAACCUUACAUCGCCGUCUUCUACACCGCGACCGAGUCAUACGCGGGUGCUUCGGUGCUUUCCGCUCUCGUCAUCUUUAUGGCCAUGUUUUGCAAUCUAUCAAUCACUGCAACGGCUUCUCGUCAGCUUUGGUCCUUUGCUCGUGACCAAGGCAUGCCUCUGUCUUCCUGGUUCGCAUAUGUCCGGCCUGGUUGGGAUGUUCCAAUGAACUCCAUCGUGGUUUCCUGGGUUGUAUCCUGCCUCCUGUCCUUGAUCAAUAUUGGGUCGACCAUUGCGUUGAACAACAUCACCUCGCUUUCCCUCGUGGCCAUCCUGUCCUCCUACAUUGCUUCGACAGGCCUUGUCUUCUGGCGACGCCUGUGCCACCUACCUCUCCUUCCGGCCAAAUUCACUUUCUCCCGAUCGGUGGGACUCUUCUUGAACGGCUUCGCCAUAGUGUUCUUGAUCUUCGCCUUCAUUUUUGCCUUCUUCCCCGCCUCUCUGAAUCCCACAGUCGAGGCGAUGAACUGGUCCAGCCUCAUCUACGGCGCGGUGGUGAUUUUUGCCAUUGUCGACUAUUAUGUCAGGGCUCGUCAUGUGUACGACGGCCCCGUGGAGUAUGUGCGAAAAUUGGAUUAGAUGGAACAAGCGACCUACUGCAAGACGAUCCAUCGCUGCUGUGGAUUGCAGGGGUGGGUGCUCGACACUCGUCGACCAGUCUCAUAAAUGUGAUGUCGUCCUUGGGCACCUCAUGACAAGUCCAACAACUGUUCUGUAUAUAGCGAGACUAGAAAGAAGAAUCCACCAGGUACCACUUGCCUCUUGA